CUGUCGGCCGGCAGGGGCGCACGCGUGUGCUGAAUAAAACGAAAGAGAACACAAGAAAAACUAUCCUCUUACCGUGGUUCCUUCUAGAGGCCCCCCGCCGCCGUGGAAACCCAAAAGGGGAUAGAGUUCGCCGAGGCCGCUGUAGCGGGUGGCGGCGCCACCGCGUGUGCUCCACCGUAAAGCUACUCACGGAUGGUCGCAGAAGGAAUGGAGUUCCUACUGGAUGCGGUUGACAGGUUCCCGGUGCGGGAGGAGUUUGCUGACAGUCUUGACAACCCAGAUCCGGUCCCGCUCGCGUACCUUCUGGAGAAGGGCGGUGCAAAUCCGGAGUUUGGACGGGGAGAAGACCACUCUGGGAUUGCUGAUAUCCUGUGCGACGGUGUGCUAACUGACGCCCAAGGGGGUGCCCAUCAACGACGUGUUGAGUCUCCGACGAGGUCGGCCCAAUCGACGGGCAGGGUUAAUCCAGAGGCCCCAGGCUGGACCAAAAGGUGAGUCUCAAAACUGCAGCCAUUCAGUACAUUUCUCUGCUUUCAGCUGUUAGAACAGUAACAUGUUAGACAGUGAUACGACGUUGGUAUGACUCUGCUAUAUUUUACAUAAUUAGUAAACUAUAAUUUGGUACACCUAUCGUACUGGAACUGAUAAGUAAGCGAGGAAAUGAAUGUUUCAUGAGUAUCACCUUCCGUGUGAUUGUUCUGAAGAAAUAACAGCAAAGAUGUGCAGUACGUGGGGGUGGAGGGGUAAGAAUGAGGGACGGUGUUGCUUGUGCGAUAUGCUUCCGAAUUAAUACAUAGAAAAAUGCUAGUUCAUGUUAGGGAGAUCCUGUGGACUGAUUUUUUGGGCGAACAAUUUGUGCUUGCAUGGAUUUGGAGAGUCGCUAUUUGUUUCUGAAUUUGUAGACUGGAAUACAUUGUAUUUUUUUAAUCCCUCGCAGGCUUCGUCUUGGAAGUGCGCCACCUGACCGUGUGCCAUGUCCAUCAAGAAUGAGCGCUCUAGAGCUGUCGAUAAGGAAAUAUGCUGAGCAACCUAACAAGAGCGUGGUGCGACCUGAGCUAGGGCUUAGUUUCGAUUCGCUAGGAGAGGCGUAUGAUUUCUACAACUUAUAUUCAUGGGAAAUUGGAUUUGGGAUAAAAUAUGGGAAAAGCAGGCUGAACGCCGAGAGAACAAAAAGCAUGCAGGAGAUAGUAUGCGGUUGCUCGGUGAGUGUCUGUUUGCUUGUAUGUAUAAUAAGAAGCGGCAGUGUACUGGCUGGUGUUCCAACCUGAAGUUGAUGAAUUUGAAUCAGCUUGGGGGGCACUGCUGGACAAGUACAACUUGAGGUCUCAUAGCUAUAUGACACAAAUAUAUGAGACAAGGAAAAAAUGGGCAAAGCCAUAUUUCAGGGGUGUGUUCUGUGCGAAGAUGACAAGUACCCAGUGAAGUGAGAGCGCAAACCACAUGCUGAAAUCUUACAUGCCGCCUGCGAGCCGAAUGCAUGUUUUCGUCCGGCAAUACACGAGACUUCAAUUUGACCGGGAACGCGACGAAAGCUACGAGGAAAAGAGGACCAUGAUUGGAGGCGCCGUCCGGCGGACUAACCUUGCGAUUGAGCGGCACGCCAGCAAAAUAUAUACCAGGAAUAUGUUUGAGGAAUUUGGCCGGCUGCUUUUAGAAGGGACGGCAUACAACGUCACUGAAGUUGAGAGGAUGAAGAAAUACAUCACAACACACAAUAAUGCAGCGAAGAGAGAGAAGUGGAGCAGAGUGGAAUAUGAGGUGACCAUCAACGAUGACAAAUCAAUAUUCACGUGCGAGUGUGGUCAGUUUGAACACACAAGGAUGCUUUGCUGCCAUGCCUUAAGGGUGAUGGAGAUUCUACAUUUGGACGAGAUUCCGAAGCACCAUAUCCUUAAACGGUGGACAAGAGACGCAAGGGAUAUACUCCCAGAUCACCUGGUUCAGUACCAGAAGGACAAAGCACAUAAUUUGUCUUUCACAUGCAGACACGCGAGGCUAUACUUUAAGGCCAUGGAGGUAGUGCGAAUGGGGGACGCAAGCACUGCAUGCUAUGAGCACAUGCAUGCCGGCCUGGAUUCUCUUCUACGUUCUGGAGCACCUCUGGCGGUCACAAGGGACGGUUUGGCUUUCGAGGAUCGUCUCAUUCAAAAUGGAAAUGGCUGUCAGGCUGCGAAUGGCGAGCCUGCUUUGGUUGAUCAUGGAGCUGAACCAUGCCACAGUGCUGCGAAUUCUGUAAAUGUGAAUGCCCUGCAGUGCCUCGAGGCGCCAGACAAGCGUAGAGGUGCUGGCAGGCCGACGAACUGUAGGGAGAAGGCCCCGUACGAAGGGCUGAGUAAGAGAACCAGGUUCUGCAGCAUUUGCUGCCGUGAGGGCCACAAGAGGACCACAUGCCCAGGGAGAGGGGAUGCGCCAAAGAAGCCGCGGAAACCCGGCAGAUGCAAGAACUGCAGCAUAGAAGGGCAUCGGCGGGAUACAUGCAAGAGACCUCUUAGGUUUGCCGAGAGCUGAGUUGUGCAUUUUUGGAUUGCAUCGGUUGAGGUUACCUGUUUCCUUUGAGGCUAAACAUACAGUCUGCACCUGUUGAGCGUUGCUUGCGCAUUGCAUCCAGUUUUCUUUAAUAAUGUGUGCUGAUAAAAAACUUUUUACGACUGAGGAACUUUGUGGCUA
This is a messenger RNA of Triticum aestivum (bread wheat), 2667 nucleotides long. Its product is annotated as protein FAR1-RELATED SEQUENCE 3. Lineage: Eukaryota; Viridiplantae; Streptophyta; Magnoliopsida; Poales; Poaceae. Bases 1441 to 2508 code for a protein of 355 amino acids. Gene Ontology annotation, molecular function: zinc ion binding. The transcript is spliced from 4 exons. The record is from RefSeq and is a predicted model, not a curated record.